Molecule: messenger RNA, 1113 nt
Organism: Lactuca saligna
Lineage: Eukaryota; Viridiplantae; Streptophyta; Magnoliopsida; Asterales; Asteraceae
Source: the annotation of a GenBank genome assembly
AUGUCUUCGGUGAUAAACCUAGAAAAACAUCGAAUUCCACUGAACGAGAUCAUUCGUGCCACAAAAAACUUCAGUUUAGAAGUUGUAGUCGGAGAUGGUGGAUUUGGUAUGGUCUACAGAGGACGGCUCUCUAACCAUUGGGAAAACCAGCUAGUAGCCAUCAAACGCCUUGAUGGUAAUCUUUAUCAAGGAAACAAAGAGUUCCAUAAUGAACUCAAGUUGGUUUCAAGUUUCAACCAUACAAACAUCAUCCCAUUCGUUGGCUACUGUGAUGAUGCAAAUGAGAAAAUUAUAGUUUACAAGUAUGCUACAAACAGAAGCCUUGAUUAUCACCUCCGAGACCUAAAUAUGAGGCGUUGCCUAACAUGGGCACAACGCCUGAAGAUCUGCUUGGGGGCAGCAAGAGGUUUAAAGUACCUUCACUCAGGUGUUGGGGAACACAGGAGAGUAAUUCAUAGAGAUAUGAAGAGUGCAAAUAUUUUGUUAGAUGAUACUCUGGAAGCCAAAAUAUGUGAUUUUGGUUUGUCAAGAUUAGGUCCAAGAAAUCAGCCACAGACCUAUGUCCGUACAAGGCCUUCUGGUACAAGGUAUUACAUUGAUCCAAUUUACAACGAAAGAGGUAGGCUCUCUAAAGAGUCCGAUGUUUACUCAUUUGGAGUGGUAAUGUUUGAAAUGUCGAGUGGGAUGAUGGCUUAUGAAAAGGGCGUUGGAGAUGCUAAUGAACGAUAUCUAAUCGACAUAGUUAGAAGCCACUAUGACGACCAUAAACUUGUUGGCGGACUUGACCAGUUAAUGGACCCCUUUAUCAGAGGUCAUAUUAAUAUGAGUUCUUUUGUUAAAUUUAACAAAAUUGCACAUGAGUGCAUUAACUUGGACUUAAGGAAACGCCCUACAUUAGAUAGGAUCAUCAAGACGAUUGGGGAAGCCAUGAAUAUUCAAGUGGAAGAGGUGAUGAUGGUUCAGGUGACAAAUCUGACAAUGGUUGGUCGGUUGGUGGCGGAGGUGGUGGUACUGAUGGUGGCAAUGGCGGUUGUGACGGUGGCGGUGACAGUUUUAGUGGUGGGGGAGUGGCUAAGGAAAAAAAGAACGGAAAAAAGCUAUCUGGAAUAUUAA